Actinia tenebrosa (Australian red waratah sea anemone) is the source of this 1012-nucleotide messenger RNA. RefSeq lists its product as uncharacterized. Lineage: Eukaryota; Metazoa; Cnidaria; Anthozoa; Actiniaria; Actiniidae. The record is from RefSeq and is a predicted model, not a curated record.
AUCAAAAACAAUAUAGAGGCUACGAAAGCAAAUAAAGAGACUAGUUUUUGUUUUCCAGCAGAAACGAAAAGAAAUUCAGUUCAGAAGUUCAGCAUACGACAGGAACGCAUAAGCCCUAUCGUACUUUUCGUGAUGUUUUUUCCCUUCGCACUUCUGUUUUUCUUGGUGAUCACUUGUGUGACAGGACUCAGAAGUGAUUACGUCACUUCUAUCUCCCCUCAUGCCAACACAGGAUGGGGCUCUUGGGGUCGCGCUGACUGGUGUCCAUUUGGACAUUACGCUUACGGUUUUCAGCUCAAAGUAGAGGGAAACCAAGGAGGCGGAGACGACACAGCGGUUAAUGGGAUCAGGCUUCACUGCAGGUCUGCUUGUCACAAGUUUGGUGGUGACAUCACAUCUUCUGUCAUGGUUUGGGGAAACUGGGAAAACUCUAAAUAUUGUUCGUGGAACAAUUUCCUUAUGGGAGUGUCUAUGAAAUCUGAGCCGCAUCAAGGAAGAAGGGGGGACGACACGGCGGUGAAUAACUUUCAAUUUUUAUGCCAAUCAAUUUACCGCCACCACGCAAUCCAUACUCUGACCGGUCAUGGGAUGCCCUGGGGACAUUGGAGCAGUCCUGUGCAUUGUCCCAAGAAUUCUUACAUCUGUGGCAUCAAAACCCAAGUGGAAGGUUUUCAGGGACGCCGCGGAGACGACACUGCUCUCAAUGAUGCUAUCUUCUACUGCUGCAGGUUGAAAAGAAAGACAUGUCGUGGCUAGCUCAACCGGUCCCAAAGAUGAGCCUACUUGUCGCAAACAGUAGUUGCAAGAUUGAAAACAAUGAGAUGUUACUAACUGAUGAACUGGUAAAUUAAGCAAAAAUCAAACUAAUAAACUUAAGUAAAGUAAAUUUAAAAUAAUCAAUUUACUUGUUCAAAAAGAAACUGAUAUAUCAGUAUGAGUUAGCUGUAAUCUAAAAUUAAAGAAUAUGGGACGAUGAGAAAAGUUAAAUAAAACAUUCCAAGCAUGUUUUGCA